GAAUGAGGGGCCUCCGUCUCACUGCCUCACGAGGUCAGCCAUGCCACUAUGGAGUCAUGAGUCUUAUAGCCUUGACUUUCCAUGUUGCUUUAUUAAGUUUGGUAUCACUGCAUUUGCCUGUCUGUCUUGGCAAGGUGACCUCUGAUACACCUGCGGCCAACCCCCUUCUAUGCAUCCAGGUUUCUGGCUAUCACCACUUUUGUCAUCUAUCUCAAUGUCAUAUUCAGUCUGUCAAUAUCAGUUCAGCUUUGAACCUGGUUGGUUUGUGGACUAUCCAGUAAUUUCUCACUCAUAUCCUGGAUCGAAGCUCACCACUCAGCCAAACCUUGGUCUGCUCGAUCGUCGCGAAUGGGCUAGGCUUACCGACCACGUCGAACAAUUAAACCGCCGGAGCGAUCCGGGUAUCUCACAUAAAAUAUUGCUGGUCGCGCGACAUGGUCACGGUGUUCACAACGAUGUGAUGGAGGAGGUUGGAUCAGAAGAAUGGAAGAAACAUUGGUCAAAGCUACCCGGGGACGCAAAUAGAACUUGGCUUGACGCCGAGCUUGUUGAAAAAGGAGUUGAGCAAGCUAAAAGCCUCGGGAUGAUAUAUGCCGAGGGCAUCAAGCGUACAGGCUUCCCCGUCCCAGACACUAUCUAUACCAGCCCGCUUGCUCGAGGUCUCAAGACAACGAGCCUGAUUUUCAGAGACAUUAUCGCAGAAAAAGGGUCUGAGUUCAGACCUAUAGUGAAAGAGAAUCUUCGAGAACGACUUACCAAUCAUACAUGCGAUAAGCGGAGGGCGAGACAGUGGAUUCAAGCCUCUUAUCCUGACUAUGAGUUAGAAUCUGGCUUCGCCGAGGAAGAUGUGUUAUGGCAUGCUGAUCAAUCAGAGUCGAAUGCAGAACACGUCUCCCGGACACAAGGAGUACUUGAGGAUAUUUGGAGGCAUAAUUCAGGACCAUGUAUUUCCUUGACCACUCACUCAUUCACCAUAUCAACUAUCCUCGAAGUCAUUGGGGCGCCCGAGUUUCGGAUGGGCGAAGGCGCUAUGGUGGCAUUCUUGGUCAAAGGCGAGGAGGUCAAACCAAAAUGAGCUCCAAAAGGGAAAAUAUGACAAUAAGCAAAGAGUCCAUCCUGUUUCCUAUCAUCAACGUCGUGUAUCAUAAAGUAAGCCCCCCU
Messenger RNA from Fusarium redolens, 1161 nucleotides. Its product is annotated as histidine phosphatase superfamily. The coding region runs from base 170 to 1075 and encodes 301 amino acids. The transcript is spliced from 2 exons. Gene Ontology annotation, cellular component: cytoplasm. Lineage: Eukaryota; Fungi; Ascomycota; Sordariomycetes; Hypocreales; Nectriaceae. The record is from RefSeq and is a predicted model, not a curated record. Gene Ontology annotation, molecular function: phosphatase activity.